UUUUGCCGCCAUCGUGGAGGCAGAUAAGCCGUUGACCCGCCAAACCUCGUCGUCAACAGCUCAAAAGAUCCGUUUACACCAGCGUGUUCAUAACCAAUUUUUUUGCGAUCGCUUUGUACUGAUAAUCCUGCCUGCUAAUUGAUAUUAUUUUGACCAGCAGCUUGGAUCUACUGAUUUUUAGUGAUUUACAUUAUUGGUGAUUGUUCGGAGAUCGUGAAAUGGCUAAAGUACAAUUGGCAAACGUUGCUGUGCUUGAUAAUCCGUCACCAUUUCUCAAUCCGUUUCAAUUUGAAGUUACUUUUGAGUGCAUAGAAGAAUUACAAGAAGAUCUAGAAUGGAAGAUGAUUUACGUUGGCAGCGCUGAGUCUGAAGAGUUUGAUCAAGUUCUUGAUACUAUUUACGUUGGACCCAUUCCUGAAGGCAGACACAUGUUUGUUUUUCAAGCUGAUCCACCAGAUGUGAGCAGAAUUCCAGUCAAUGACGCAUUGGGAGUCACUGUCGUCCUCCUUACCUGCUCGUAUAGAGGCCACGAAUUUGUACGUGUUGGUUAUUUUAUAAAUAACGAGUACACGGACCCGGAACUCAGGGAAAAUCCACCAGCGCAGCCACAAUUUGAUAAAGUACAGCGCAAUAUACUGGGGGACAAGCCGCGAGUUACGAGAUUUAAAAUAAACUGGGAUGAUGGUGUUGGGCCUGCAGACACGGCUGAGAAUCCAGCCAAUGAUUCGAUGGAUCCGUCUCAAGAUAUGGAAGACAGUACUCAGGAAGAAGCUCCAACGGCUCUGAGUUUCACUGAAAACACACAGAGUAGUAUGGAAGUCAUGUGAAAGUAUGUUUGUCGUAUUAGAAUAUUUAUAGAUAUAAUUAUAAUUAUGAUUAUUAAGGAUAGAUAACAAAAUAUAAAGGAUUAUUUUGAUAAUUA
Microplitis demolitor is the source of this 922-nucleotide messenger RNA. It is a transcript of the gene asf1, whose product is annotated as histone chaperone asf1. The transcript is spliced from 4 exons. Gene Ontology annotation, cellular component: nucleus. The record is from RefSeq and is a predicted model, not a curated record. NCBI's taxonomy places the organism in Eukaryota, Metazoa, Arthropoda, Insecta, Hymenoptera, Braconidae. Gene Ontology annotation, molecular function: histone binding. The coding region runs from base 219 to 827 and encodes 202 amino acids. Gene Ontology annotation, biological process: DNA replication-dependent chromatin assembly.